AUGAUGGAACAGCAAACCAACCCGUCCUUCGUCCUUCGAGCUGUCAAGGAUGUUGUUUUGGAGGACCGGUCAGUUCCAACUCUGAAAGAUCCGUGGGACGUGAGAGUCCAGAUUGCGCAGACUGGAAUCUGUGGAAGUGAUGUCCACUACUGGCAGCGUGGACGAAUUGGAGACUUCGUCCUUGAAUCUCCGAUUGUUCUCGGACACGAAAGCUCGGGCACAGUUGUAGAGGUUGGACCUGCAGUGAAGAAGCUCCAAGUUGGAGAUCGUGUCGCGAUCGAGCCAGGCGUCCCAUGCCGACAUUGUGAAUAUUGUCGGAGUGGCUCAUACAAUUUGUGUCCAGACACAGUCUUUGCGGCUACUCCACCUCACGAUGGAACUCUCUCCAAAUACUACAUCACUCAGGCUGACUUCUGCUAUCCGCUGGCAUCACACAUGGACUUUGAAGAGGGUGCGCUGGUCGAGCCAGUCGCAGUCGCAGUGCAGAUUACCAAAGUGGGCAAUACGGUCGUCGUGUUUGGAUGCGGGCCCAUCGGUCUGCUCUGUCAGGCAGUGAGCAAGGCAUACUCGGCUCGGAAAGUGAUCGGCGUGGAUAUCAGCCAGUCACGCGCAGAGUUUGCAAGCACAUUUGGUGCUGACGAUGUGUUUGUGCCACCCCCUAAGCCAGAGGGCAAGGACAACUGUGCUUGGAGCGAAGAGCUGGCACGGAUCAUGAAAGAGCAGUUUGAUUUGGGUGAAGGCCCAGACGUAGUACUUGAAGCUACUGGAGCGGAGGCAUGUAUCCAGACAGGAGUGCACUUGACCAAGAAAGGAGGUACCUACGUGCAAGCUGGAAUGGGGAAAGAGAAUAUCGUCUUCCCCAUCACCACUGCCUGCAUUCGUGACUUGACCAUCAGAGGCUCCAUCCGGUACACAGCCGGAUGCUACUCAACAGCCGUUGAUCUUAUUUCUAGUGGCAAGAUUGAUGUGAAGCGACUUAUCACUGAUCGAUACAAGUUUGAGCAGGCCGAGGAGGCCUUUGAACUCGUGCGGCAGGGAAAGGAGAGCGUUAUCAAACGUCGUGAACUCCGCAUAUAA
Messenger RNA from Penicillium antarcticum, 1077 nucleotides. RefSeq names its product NAD(P)-dependent alcohol dehydrogenase. Gene Ontology annotation, biological process: D-sorbitol catabolic process. The coding region runs from base 1 to 1077 and encodes 358 amino acids. The record is from RefSeq and is a predicted model, not a curated record. The transcript is spliced from 6 exons. Gene Ontology annotation, molecular function: zinc ion binding; L-iditol 2-dehydrogenase (NAD+) activity. NCBI's taxonomy places the organism in Eukaryota, Fungi, Ascomycota, Eurotiomycetes, Eurotiales, Aspergillaceae.